CCACGACGAGCGAUUCCAAUUCAAUUCAUUUGUGCUGGCGCAAAGACCUGAACCACAUGCAAUCUUGAGUUGGGAGGGAAAGCACAACGAAUCACCAGCAAAAUGCCGGCCUCGUUGAAGGAGCGAUCAAGCCGGCUGCAGAUGUUUGCACGCCUCAAAUCCGAAAGCGAUGCCAAGGCCAGGUCCAACAACGACGUGACCACCAAUGCAAACUUCAACGGCAAUGCGGUAGCCCAGCAGACCCGCGAGCCAGAGCGCUAUCAGAGCUCUGCCCCGGCCUUUACGCUGGCUAUGGAGCGGAGAGAAUUGGCCGACAGCGCUCGAGUUCCUGUCCCAGGGGCCAAUGCUCGCCAGCCCAACAUACAUCAGCGGAGAUUUAGCCAGCCGCCGCCCGAGUCGGUACAGCGAUCUCAAUCGCAGUCCCCAGCCAGCCAACAUCGCAACAUGGACAUCUUUACGGGCUCCCAAUUAGGUGACAGCUUUAUGAAUUCUGGCCUAACAACACCGCAGUACGAGCCAUCCGAAGCCGAUCCCGAACCAAUACUGGACAAGAAGAAUACAGCUGUUACUGCUCCUGUACCUGCUGUCCCUGGCGCCGCUGCUGCUUCCAUAACCAGACCUGCACCCCGCUACAACUUUGAUAGGAGAUUUUUCCCGAAUGACGGUGCCGCCUUUCAGAUUGGGGAAGACCUCCUCAUGAAAGUCGUUCCGGGUGCUAGGCAUCACAACCCCACUUCCACGUACAUGAACGAUGGUUUUAACAGAACCGUCCUCAAUGGGUACAGCAGACCACCUGGAAACUCUCGACCGACCUACAAUCGACCAGACGCAUCACCAGAUAAACAAGCCAAUUUGCCUGUGCGCGAGGCCAACUUUCGACAUGUGCCAAGACCAAGACAGCUUGAGUAUAAUGACAGAGAAAAGCGGAGCACGUCUCCUGCUUUCACGACUAGAGGGCGGCCGAUGAGAGAUAGGGGAGACGACUUUCGUCCUAUGGCCAGAUUUAGGGCGCUGGAGGAGGUAGAGGAUGAAGAGGGGAUGCAAGGGGCAGCUUACGACGAGGAGAAUGGGGACCAGGACGAUGGUAUAUCUACUGUAGGCGGCGGCGAAGACGGACAUGCCACCCCCAGAGUAAGAGGGCAUCCCUUAUCACCACAUCGAGCUGCGUUGGAGCGUCUCAUGGCGACAACUGUCCAACCUUUUGAGCCGUCGGCACCGAAAGACAAAAAACGGAGACGUGAGAGCCUCGAUUACGACGACAUUGCUCUUAGCGCCAUGACCUACGACGACCUUCACAAGGAACCAUUUGACUACGAUCCCUCCAAGGCGACCACGCAGUCCGGUUCAGGAGGCACUUUGGGUACUCCGGACGCUCGCACCGCAAAGCUGGUGCAGGGCCAACGCCAGAGCGACAAGGACCAGCGUCUUAUGUUUGCAAACAUGGAAUUUGACGACUGGGAAGAGGCGGGGGACUGGUUUGCUGAGCAAUUCUCUGAGAUUAUGCAUAAACUGAGACUGGUUAGGCGUAACAGGCGCAGAGUGAUAGAGGAGUUUGAGGAUGAGGCAGCUGCUCGUGAGGAGGCGGUCCGGAAACAGGGGGUGGCUAUUGACAAGAAACUGGGCCAGAUGUUGCAAGAUGGCCAGCGUAUGAUGACUCCGAGCGAUGCCAGGGCCGCCCAGCAGUGAUGCUUGGUCUUUUUACUUGAGCAAGCUGCAUUUUCCCUUGGCGCUGUGUCGUUUUGAAUCUGGAGUUGGGGUUAUUCAUGUGCAUUGUUCUCACUAACAUGCUUGACGGAUGGAAUGGGAUGGGUGGCGCUGGGCGUGGUCUGAAGCGUCUUUGAGCCUCGCAACGAACAGUAUGGCGUUGGUGGGUAAUGACCUAAUGAAAUGAGAUUGUUUUUUUGGGAUAUAAAUGGAAGGGUCUAGCUAAGAUGUGCUCAUGUUGCGCAAUCUAGAAUUCUCUCUCUCUCUCUCU
Trichoderma virens Gv29-8 is the source of this 1975-nucleotide messenger RNA. RefSeq lists its product as uncharacterized. The coding region runs from base 103 to 1686 and encodes 527 amino acids. The transcript has a single exon. Gene Ontology annotation, cellular component: RNA polymerase I core factor complex. Gene Ontology annotation, biological process: nucleolar large rRNA transcription by RNA polymerase I. The record is from RefSeq and is a predicted model, not a curated record. Gene Ontology annotation, molecular function: TBP-class protein binding; RNA polymerase I core promoter sequence-specific DNA binding. NCBI's taxonomy places the organism in Eukaryota, Fungi, Ascomycota, Sordariomycetes, Hypocreales, Hypocreaceae.